UUUUUGUGCUUUGCGCCAUAACGGUCGCGCCAUAGUGAGCUUGCGCCGAAGCGUUCGUUUUCCUAUUGAAAUCCUCAAAAUUCUUUUUUUCAAAGUUCUUUUUUACCAAUUUUAUUUAGGAAAUUUAAAAUGGGCGAACUUGAAAAUCAGCCAAUUACUAAUUUGCCCGUAGAAGAUGAUCAACAAGAAAAUCAUUCGGAAAUUCAACUUGAUGGAGUUAUUGAAGAUAAUCCAGAAGAGAAUAGUUUAAUUUCAUCAACACCUUGCACUGUUCCCUCUUCCUCAGACGUUUCUGAUGAUCCAGCAGAAAAAUCACCUGUCGAGAUUACCAAUAGUGUUGAUUUGGAAGUUGUUGCCAAUGACAGUUUGGACACUGUGGAAAACUCGUUAGCCGCUGAGGCAACUGAUGAAUUGGCAGACAAUACAUUUCUUGCCCCGAUUUCUGGUUGUACUGAUUCGGUUUCCUCACAACGAUCAGAAGUUAAUGGAUCGUUAUUUGUUAAGCAAAAGGUUUUGAAAGCGCCUAACAGACAGUUUUUGUCUUCUGAUGUUACUCAUGUUCCUAUUCAACCAUCAGAUAUUAUAGAAUAUGAAUGGCCUCAAAAAUCGGGAGAACGUUUUUUUAUCCAGGAACAAAUAUCUGAACUUCUUGGUAUCAGUUCUUUCAAACGUAAAUAUCCAGGUACUUUUUUUACUCUUUAUACACGUCUUCAGAAAAAGAUUUUUGAUAAAAACCGAGUAAAAGGAUGUUUGGAAGAAUUUAGCGAGUUGAAUUGA
Meloidogyne enterolobii is the source of this 777-nucleotide messenger RNA. The record is from the annotation of a GenBank genome assembly. NCBI's taxonomy places the organism in Eukaryota, Metazoa, Nematoda, Chromadorea, Rhabditida, Meloidogynidae.